AUGCAGAAGGGCAAUAACCAGCAGAAUAAGAAGAGAGUGGCGUCUUCAUCAACAAAUACCAACAACAACAAUUCUACAACAGUGGAACGUCCAACAAAAAAGAUUAAAGAAUCACAACAAGGUACUAUAGCACCUUCCGAUGGAAAGAAUGACAUUAUUUCAAAGGAGUUGCAAAAAUCUCUUCCAUUUGACCCUCAUUUUGUUGAUAGCAAUAACGAAAAGAAGGAAAAAACACAAUCAACAACACAUGUUAAACCAAUCAAAGCACUACCUCAAAAAAGUAGAAAAAAGCAAAAGAGUGAGGAAAGAAAAAAGAAAAAGGUGGAAGAAAAGAAGGCUAAAGAUACUAUGAGACAACAAUUAAUUGAAUCUCACCAAAAGAAUACACUAAAAGAUGAAGAAUUAAAAUUAUUAAAACCUAUAGGAUCUAUUGGUAUUGGAUCAGAGACAACAAAACAGGAGUUACAAAGAAAGGCAAUUUACGAACAACUUGGUAUCAAGGAAACAGCUCCUAAAGCUGAAAAGUUUUGGAAUAAGAGGAAUCCCGAAUUAAUUAAUGAAAAGUGGAAUGAACAAGGUUUACAAUUGUAUGAAGAAAAUGAUGAGGAUUUGAUAAAAAUCAAUUCAAUCAUUCAAACAAAUUCAAAGGAUUCUUCAUCAGAUAAAAUGCAAGUUGAUGAAGAUAACAAACCAGAAGAAAAGAAGCCACUCAUGGUUCUGGACUUUUUUGGAACAGGAAACACAGUUAGUAACGUACCUUCUGCUAAAAACAUUUCUAAAAAGGAAAAUGAAGAGAAAAAGGAACAAAUUACAGAGUCUAUCUUUUAUGAUAGUGAUGAAGAUCCAAUGGUUGGCUUAAAUUUGGAAGAUAUGGGUAAAUCUCAUAAUCAACUUAUUGAUGAUAUGAUUGAAAAGCUAGAUCAAUCAAAAACAGAUGAGGAAAAGGAAAUUAAGUUCACAAGAUUUUAUGUCACUGUUAAAAGAAAACCAGAAAUACAAGAUCAAAGAAUGCUUCUUCCUAUCUGCGGUGAAGAACAGAGAAUUAUGGAAACAAUCAAUGAAACUGCUGGAUUAACAACUCCAGAGGGACAAACUAUAACACCACUCAAAUUAAUUAUCAUGAGUGCUACACUCCAAUUAGAAAACUUUACUGAUAACAAGAAGCUUUUCGCUAAUCCACCUCCUGUUGUUGAUGUUCAAUCAAGACAAUAUCCAGUUGUUGUUCAUUUUAAUAAGAGAACAAUUUUCAAUGACUAUAUGGAGGCUGCAUUCAAGAAGGUUGUAAAAAUUCAUGAAAGUUUACCAAAUGGUGGUAUUUUAAUUUUUCUUACUGGUAGAAAAGAGAUUGAAUUUUUGGUUGAAAAGUUGAAAAAUUACUCAACCAAACGUUAUGUUCAAAUUGUUAAAAAAGAGAUGGAAAGGAAGAAAUCUCUUAAAGAAAAGGAAGAGGAAAAUCAAAGAACGGUAGAGGAAGAAGAAGAAUUAAUUAAUCAACUGGGUGAUUUGAGUGAUAGUGAUGAUGACGGUGAUGAAAUUUCCUCCAGUAAGAAGGCUGUUGGACUUAAGGAAGAUGAAAAUUUAUUUGACGACGACCAAGAUCAAUCCGAGCAAGAAGAAAAAGAAGAAAAAGAAAUCAAAGAAGAGGAAGAAAAGGGAAAGAGUGAAACUGUUGUUCUCUUCCAAGAAAAUAUUAAAUCCGAUAAGGUAAAGAAGGAAGGUGAGGAAAAUAAUGCCAAGCUCAAUACCCCAAUAGAAAAUAUCAUUUUACAAAUGAAGAGUAUGGGUAUCAAACAAGUCGAAAAAUUCCCAUUCCCAACUCCUCCCGAUGCUGAUUCUGUGAAAAAAGGGGUUGACGCUUUAGUCAAUUUAGGUGCUCUUGAUAAAUUUAUCUCAAAAGAGGGAAAUAUUGAAACAAUGAUUACCAAAAUGGGUUCUGCCAUGAAUAGAUUCCCACUCCAUCCUAGAUUUGCAAAAAUGUUAAUUCUCUCAAACAAUAAUCCCGACUUACUAUUAUAUACUGCAGGUGCUGUGAGUGUAAUGACGGUCCAACAAAUAUUUAUGCAUGAUAACCAUUUAACUCUUUUGAAAGAAAAGAUUGAGAGAAGAAAACAAGAAGAAUUGAAAGAAAAAUUCUCUCGAUUAGGAAUGAAAUCAGAUGCCAUUGAUAAGAACAAGAAGUUGCAAAUCGACUUGGAAGAAAUUGAAGAAGAGCAAGCUGCAGAAAGUUUGGAAGAAAAUUUAUCUGAAGAACAAAUCAAUGAAGAGAAACAAUAUUUGGAUGAGCAAGAGCUUGAAAUGAAGACUAAAUGUAAGGAAAUUAAGAAAAUGUGGUCCCAUCCUCUCAGUGAUCAUUUGGCAAUGCUUAAGGCAGUUGGUGCCUAUUUAUAUGCAGAUGAUGCAAAAGAGUUUUGUCUCGAAUAUAUGUUACAUCAAAAGAAUAUGAGAGAAGUUAGAAAGUUGCAUAGACAAUUAUUAAAUACAGUUAGAUCAGAAUUAAAAGCAUCUGCCUUGGAGAUUGAUACAGACGAAACUGAAGUUGAUAUUCACGAGAAGGAUGAAACUGUUGAAUUCCCAGAACCAAAAGAUGAUGAAGAUGAACAAUAUCAAGUUGAUACUGCUAUCAGACAAGUUAUUUGUGCUGGUAUGGUCGAUCAAGUUGCCAGAUUAGCCACUGUGGAAGAUUUGGCUCAUAUGGAUGUUUCAUAUAAGGAAACAAGCAAGCCUUAUGUAACUCUUUCAUUGGGAAGGUCUGUACCUGUAUUUAUUCAUCCUGGAUCUUGUCUCUUUGGUCGUCAUCCAGAGUAUGUUGUAUUUACCGAAUUGAGUAAGAGUAGAAAGAAUAAGACUUAUAUGAGAGGAGUGACAGCAAUUGAACCAAACUGGAUUUCUAGAUUUGGUAACAGCAAGUGUGGAUUUGUUAAAUUUUCAGACCCUCUCGAAUCUCCAGCUCCAUUCUAUGACUCUGUUGAUGAUAUGGUUAAAUGCUUUGUGAGACCAACAAUUCGCCAAUCGGCUACGGGUGUUGUUUGGACUCUUCCAAUAGAACCUGUUGAGUUUAAGGAUGGAUCAAGACAGGUUAAUGUCUUUGCUAAAUCUAUUCUCGAAGGAAAGGUGUUCGAAGGUCUAAAACUUUCAAAAGAAACUAUGGUCAACCUUCCAACAAUCAUUCAAUCAAAACGUUUCUUGGACUUGACAAUAUCUCUAAAGAAAGUGUUCCCAAAUGGCCUUAAAUGCUCCAAAGCCAAAUUGCAAGCAAAAUGGAAUGAAGACUCAUCCUUCCUUAGGAAAGAACUUUCAAACCUUGGGUUAAAGUUUUAA
Molecule: messenger RNA, 3318 nt
Organism: Naegleria gruberi
Lineage: Eukaryota; Heterolobosea; Eutetramitea; Acrasida; Naegleriidae
Exons: 3
Coding region: 1-3318 (1105 amino acids)
Biological process (GO): maturation of SSU-rRNA from tricistronic rRNA transcript (SSU-rRNA, 5.8S rRNA, LSU-rRNA)
Cellular component (GO): nucleolus; intracellular anatomical structure
Molecular function (GO): RNA binding
Source: RefSeq, a predicted model, not a curated record